Erythranthe guttata (spotted monkey flower) is the source of this 309-nucleotide messenger RNA. Its product is annotated as non-specific lipid-transfer protein. Gene Ontology annotation, biological process: lipid transport. Lineage: Eukaryota; Viridiplantae; Streptophyta; Magnoliopsida; Lamiales; Phrymaceae. The record is from RefSeq and is a predicted model, not a curated record. Gene Ontology annotation, molecular function: lipid binding.
AUGGUGAUGGGAUUAGUGGCCAGCCAUGCAAAUGCAAUAACAUGUACAGAAGCCAUAUCAACCCUAAUGCCAUGCAAGGAUUACCUUAUCGGCAAAUCCAACUUUGUUUCCGUCCCAUGCUGUACCGGCGCAAGCGCACUCAACGGCAAAGUGAAAACGAAGCCGGAGCUUAAAAGCAUGUGCGAGUGCCUUAAGCAGGCUGCCGCCGCAUUGCAUGUUAUUCCCGAAAGAGCUAAGAGUCUUCCGGCCAUUUGUAAAAUCACUACUCCUAUCCCUAUUGACCCUAAUGCCGACUGUAACAGCAUCUGA